AUGCCUAAGCAGGUUCACGACAUCAAGCAGUUCAUUGAGCUGUGCAGGCGCAAGGAUGCUCAGGCUGCCCGUAUAAAGAAGUCCACCAAGGGCCAGAGCUCCAUCAAGUUCAAGGUCAGGUGCCACCGUCACCUCUACACUCUUGUCCUCAACGAUGCCGAGAAGGCCGAGAAGCUGAAGCAGUCCCUUCCUCCCGGACUCACCAUUACCGAUGUCCCCGCCAAGAAGAAAUAA
Messenger RNA from Morchella importuna, 234 nucleotides. RefSeq lists its product as uncharacterized. Gene Ontology annotation, cellular component: ribosome; cytosolic large ribosomal subunit. Gene Ontology annotation, molecular function: structural constituent of ribosome. NCBI's taxonomy places the organism in Eukaryota, Fungi, Ascomycota, Pezizomycetes, Pezizales, Morchellaceae. The transcript is spliced from 4 exons. Bases 1 to 234 code for a protein of 77 amino acids. The record is from RefSeq and is a predicted model, not a curated record. Gene Ontology annotation, biological process: translation; protein-RNA complex assembly.